AUGCCGCUCAACAUGCCACACAACGGUAGAGACGAGGAAUGGCUUCGAGCCCAGUUACAAACCCUGGGAGGGCCGGACUCCAAUGAACAAACCCUAGAACCCCUCAUAUCGACACAUUUGGCAACAUGGUCCCAUACAGAAGCCGAUCAGGCAGUCCUCUUCCUUACCCAGGCUUCGGAAGCACGGAGACAUGGCGAGGUAAAAACAAUGACGAGCCCAGCCAAGAUAAAAAAAGAUAAAUGGACGUACGAGGACUACGAUAGCGUCCUGAAACACAUUGUCGGCCUCGAAUCGGUACCUGUUGGGGUUAUUGAGAGUGUAUUAAAUCAUUUCAAGGCCAAUCAGCCAAAAAAGGCCCGGACGGGAACCCUAAAAUUGCGCAAGCCUGUGACGGACGAUGAAACAUAUGCUCUGAUGACCGAUCUAAUGACGACAGCCUUGACAAAUAACCGACUUGAUCAACUCCGAAUUUUGGCUCACUCUGCUGCUCCAGAUGUUGUCAGCAGAGUCAUGCCAAUGGGGAUUUGGAUCGACAACAUAGAGGGCGUCCAGCUUCUCAUGGAGGAGAAAGCUGAUACGAACACCUGCCCGGAGGAAUUUUUGGGAUCUGUUCUAGCUGGGAAGCUGGAUUUUAUCCGUCUGCUACUUCGAUCGCAAAGACCUGUUUCAAAUGCCAUCACCACACAGGCGCUGCCCGCAGCAGUUAAGCUUGGGAACAUUGAGAUGGUCCAGCUGCUCCUUGCCCAUGGAGCCAAUCCCAGUUUUGAUAACGGCCUGGCACUGAAAAACGCAAUUGAUGCCGACCGUGUUGAUAUUAUCAUCUUGCUUCUCCUAUGCAAGAUGCAUCCCGCUGGCGAUCUGUUGGGAUCGAUGGUAUCAUAUGUAUGGUCAGCACCUCACGUCUUCGCCGUACGCCAAUACCAUCUGAUCGAGGUCUUACUGAAUGGAGGUGCCUGCGGAAGCGAUGUUGACGUGGUCUUAUUGGGUUCCGUCGCGCAGUGCUGGGGGAGUUGGCGCAGCUGCUGA
Messenger RNA from Penicillium concentricum, 1026 nucleotides. RefSeq lists its product as uncharacterized. The transcript has a single exon. Lineage: Eukaryota; Fungi; Ascomycota; Eurotiomycetes; Eurotiales; Aspergillaceae. The record is from RefSeq and is a predicted model, not a curated record. Gene Ontology annotation, molecular function: protein binding. Bases 1 to 1026 code for a protein of 341 amino acids.